This is a messenger RNA of Phyllopteryx taeniolatus (common seadragon), 15315 nucleotides long. RefSeq names its product HECT and RLD domain containing E3 ubiquitin protein ligase 2 (gene herc2). Gene Ontology annotation, cellular component: cytoplasm; membrane. The transcript is spliced from 91 exons. NCBI's taxonomy places the organism in Eukaryota, Metazoa, Chordata, Actinopteri, Syngnathiformes, Syngnathidae. The coding region runs from base 415 to 14907 and encodes 4830 amino acids. Gene Ontology annotation, molecular function: zinc ion binding; protein binding; ubiquitin protein ligase activity. The record is from RefSeq and is a predicted model, not a curated record. Gene Ontology annotation, biological process: protein ubiquitination.
CUUCAGUACUUUUUUUUUGUGACAUAUUUUUUUGUGUUGCGCCGUUCGUAAACACCAAAUGUCGUAUGUCGACUCCAUCUACGUACAACGAUUCCGCGAGCCUCGGUCCCGCCUUGAAUUCGGAAGAAACGCUUGCUUUGUGUAUCGCUGUGCGCCGAGCGGGCGGAGCGGCGGUUCGUAACGCGAGCCUCCCGUCACCAACUCUACCCCGCUUCCCUCGGGCGGCCCCGCUUAGCUAACACAAACAAACGCAAUGGAGCUACGUAAUGUGUCUCCAUGCUUCGUGCUCCUGUCGGCGACCUGUCAGUCAAGUGGAAAUAAUGCAGUCGAGUAGCUAAGGAGAGGACGGCGAAGACGUCAGCGGAGACCCGCAGGUUGGCUGCGUUUGCAGCCGAGAGGGGAGGGUGGGUGAGGAUGCCUUCUCCGUCUUUUAACCUCGACGCUCAGAGCAGAUUCCAUGACAAAUGGCUCAAGAUAGAUUUACAGUGGGCCUUCUCUGCAGAAGGACUGAGCGAGAUGUGGAACGAAAUGGUGAAGGAUGAGGAGAUAACGUUCAACGGAGAGGAAUCGGCGUACCCAGAAGACUGCUCGGGCUGCUUCGGAGGUCAGAAGAAGGAUGAAGCCAACGACAAGGAGAAGAAAGACGAGGAGGAGGCGGCGGCGACUGCGGCGUCCGCGGCCGUCCACCGUUCCAUCAUCGAGACCUGGGACUGGGGGCGGCAGCCAGACGAGAAAGAGCUGAAGGACUGCCUGAUGGUGCUGGUGGACGACCAGCAGAAGCUCUCGGCCCAGAUGGCCAAGAGCACGCUGUCGGCGCGACGUCUCUGCCAGCGGCUGGUCAUCCUGGAGCGCUACCACAUCUCGCUGAGCUACAGCAUGGUCGAGAAGGACAAGUUCUCCUGGAAGUUCCCCGUCAGCUCCCCGCGGCCCGCCGCUGACAAUAAAAGCCCGCGUCCGGACAGCAAAAGCGUGGAAGGUUUGGCCGUGGUGGGCUCCAGGGCGGCGCUCUCGUUCGCCUUUGCCUUUCUGCGUCGGGCCUGGAGGUCAGGAGACGACGCAGACCUGUGCAGUGAGCUCCUCCAGGAAUCUCUGGACGCUCUCCGCGCCCUGCCCGAGGCCACGCUGUUCGACGAGGGCACCGUGUCGUCUGUGUGGUUGGAGGUGGUCGAGAGGGCCACCAAGUUCCUGAGCGACAUCCACGGAAACGCCACCACCAAGGCCAACAUUCCUCUUCAGGACCAGCACCUGGCGCUGGCCAUCCUGCUGGAGCUUGCCGUGCAGAGGGGCACGCUCAGUCAGCUGCUGUCCGCCACCCUGCUGCUGCUGCGCCUGUGGGAGAGCGGCACCCGAGAGAUGGACAACGAGCGCUCCACCCAGGGCACCAGCGCUCCGCUGCUGCCCCUUCUGCAGCGCUUCAAGAACAUCUACAGUAGCAAGGACGAGCCCGCCCCAGACGAGGAGCCAGAGAUCCUCUCGGCACCACUGAGUCCAAACGAGAGUUUCCUCCGCUACUUGACCUUGCCCCAGGACAACGACCUGGCCAUUGACCUGCGACAGACCGCCGUGGUCAUCUUGGCCCACCUGGACCGCCUGGCCACACCUCGCAGUCCACCGCAACUCAACUUGCCCACUACGCACAAGGGGAACAUGCAGGAGGUGAUCGCCUGCGGCCUCCUGGGCUGGAAGCUUUACGCCAACUUGAACGGGCCCAUCCAGUGCAAAGCCCUCGCCAACGUGGGCGUUACUCAAGUGGUGUGCUCGGAGAAGGGCUUCCUUAUCCUGUCCAACAGUGGCGCAGUCUAUGCCCAAAACUACAAGAGCACCACCCUGUCCCCCAUGCUCAUCUACGGGCUGAGCUCCAGGAAGAUCACCAAAGUGGCGGCCCACCCGGAGGGGCAGCACCAUCUGGCCUUGUCGUCCAGCGGGGAAGUUUUCUCUUGGGGCUGCGGUGAUGGCGGCCGCCUCGGACACAGCGACACCACGUAUCUGGAAGAGCCGACCAUGAUCACCGCCUUCAACGGGAAGCAAGCAGGAAAGCAGGUGGUGCACGUGGCCUGCGGGAGCACAUACAGCGCCGCCAUCACCGCAGAUGGUGAGCUCUACACGUGGGGGCGCGGGAACUACGGUCGCCUGGGCCACGGCUCAAGCGAGGAUCAGCUGACGCCCAUGCUGGUGACGGCGCUGAAGGGUAUGAAGGUGGUGGACGUGGCGUGCGGUAGCGGCGACGCGCAAACGCUCGCCGUCACGGAGAACGGUCAAGUUUGGUCCUGGGGCGACGGCGACUACGGCAAGCUGGGCCGAGGAGGCAGCGACGGCUGCAAGACGCCCAAGCUGGUGGAGAAGCUGCAGGACUUGGACAUCGUCAAGGUGUGCUGCGGCAGCCAGUUCUCGCUGGCGCUCACAAAGGACGGACAAGUGUACACGUGGGGCAAGGGCGACAACCAGCGCCUGGGCCACGGCACGGACGAGCACGUGCGCUACCCCAAAGUGCUGGACAGUCUACAGGGUAAGAAAGUGGUGGACGUGGCCGUGGGCUCGUCGCACUGCCUCGUCCUGACCGAUGACGGCGAGGUGCACAGCUGGGGCAGCAACGACAAGCUGCAGCACUUCGACACGCUCUUUUACAACAAGAAGAACCCCAAGGCUCUGCCGGGUCUCAAGUCCAAACACAUCGUGGGCAUCUCCUGUGGCCCGGGACAGAGUUUCGUGUGGUCCUCGUGCUCAGAGUGGUCCGUUGGUCAGCGCGUUCCCUUCGUGGUGGACGUGUGCCCCAUGACCUUCGAGCAGCUGGACCUGCUCCUGCGCCAGGUCAGCGAGGGCAUGGACGGCAGCUCGGACUGGCCUCCUGCGCAGGAGAAGGAGUGCAUGGUGGUCGCCGCGCUCAACCUGCUCCGGCUCCAGCUCCACGCUGCCAUCAGUAACCAGGUGGACCCGGAAGAGCUGGGCUUGGGGCUCGGCAGCACCCUGCUGAACAAUCUCAAGCAAACCGUGGUGGUGCUGGCCAGCAACGCCGGCGUGCUCAACACGGCGCAGGCGGCCGCUCAGGCCGUGCUGCAGAGCGGGUGGUCCGUGCUGCUGCCCACCGCCGAGGAGCGGGCCAGGGCCUUGUCCUCGUUGCUGCCCAAUACUGCUUCUGGAAAUGAGAGGAGCGUGACCCCCGGCCGCCGCUUUAUGAUCGACCUGCUGGUCAGCAGCCUGAUGGCCGACGGCGGCUUGGAAUCUGCUCUGAAGGCGGCCAUCGCUGCAGAGAUACAGGACAUUGAAGCCAAGAAGGAGGCGCAAAAGGAGAAGGAGAUCGACGAGCAGGAGGCUAACGCUUCCACCAUGCACCGCUGUCGCGCCACGCUGGACAAAGACCUCAUCAACACCGGCAUCUACGAGUCGGCCGGCAAGCAAAUACUGCCUCUGGUACAGCUUGUGCAGCAACUUCUGAGGAAUAUCGCGUCGCAGACCAUCGCCAGGCUGAAGGACAUUGCCCAUCUACGCAUCUCUAACUAUUUAGAGGCAGAGCACGACAGCAAGGAGCGCUCGGCGUCCUUGGACCUGCUGCUGCGCUUCCAGAGGCUGCUGGUCAGCAAGCUCUACCUCGGUGUCAACGACGAGGUCAACGUCAACGGAUACGAUCGUGAGCUCCUGGGCGUCGGCUCGCUGCUGAAAAAGUACAUCGCCUUGCUGUGCACCCACAUCUGCGACAUCCUCCCCGUAGCCACCAGCAUCGCCUCCACCGGGCAUCGCCAUUUUGCCGAAGUAUCUCAUGUCAUUGAAGGAGACCUGACGGGUGUGCUCCUGCCAGAGUUGGUGGUCUCCAUCGUCCUCCUCCUCACCAUCGACGCUGGCCUGAUGCAGGAGACGGGCUCCAUCCCUCUCCUGGCCGGACUCUUGGAGCAUCUGGACCGAUUCAACCACCUGGCCCCUGGUCACGAGAAGGAUGACAAUGAGGAUCUGGCAUGGCCUGGCAUUAUGGGGUCGUUUUUCACUGGGCAGAGCUCUAAGAGCAACGAAGAGGUGUCCCUCAUCCGCAAGGCCGACCUGGAGAACCACAACAAAGACGGCGGCUUCUGGACGGUCAUCGAUGGACGGGUCUACGACAUCAAGGACUUUCAGGCUCAGUCCCAGUCGCUCACGGGAAACAGCGUCCUUGCCCAGUUUGCGGGAGAAGACCCGGUAGUCGCUCUGGAAGCCGCCCUGCAGUUUGAGGACACCAGAGAGUCUAUGCAGGCGUUCUGUGUCGGCCAGUACAUGGAGCCGAACCAGGAGAUGGUCACGACUCCGGACCUCAGCAGUCUGUCGUCGCCUCUCAUUGACACAGAAAGGAAUCUGGGCCUGCUGCUGGGUCUCCACGCGUCCUACCUGGCAAAGAGCACCCCCCUGUCACCCAUGGAGAUCGAAUGUGCCACAUGGCUGCAGUCCUCCAUCUUCUCCGGCGGCUUGCAGACCAGCCAGAUCCACUACAACUACAACGAGGAGAAGGACGAGGACCACUGCAGCUCCCUGGGGACCGCCGCGCCGGAUAAAGCCAAGCUGUACUCUCGCCGGAUAACCCUCAGCGACCACGCGCAGCCUUUCCUGCAGGCCAUCGCCGACAACAACACUCAGGACCACACUGUGAAGGACUUCCUAUGCCAAAUAGAGCGCUGCUGUAAGCAGUACCAUCUUAUCACACCCAUCACCUUCCCACCGGAGCACCCCGUGGAGGAAGUGGGCCGCCUGUUGCUGUGCUGCCUGCUCAAACAUCAGGACCUCGGUCACGUUGCUCUCUCUCUGGUCAGCCAAUGUGCCUUGGGGGUGGACCAAGGGAAGCAGAGGUCCCUCCCUAAAUCAGUGAUUGACGUGUGCCGUAUGGUCUACCAGGCAAAGUGUUCUUUAAUCAAGACCCAUCAGGAGCAAGGUCGCUCCUACAAAGAAGUGUGCGCCCCGGUCAUCGAGCGACUGCGCUUCCUGUUCAAUGAGUUGCGCCCGGCGGUGAGCAAUGACCUGUCCAUCGUGUCCAAGUUGAAGCUGCUCAGUUCUCAGCCACGUUGGCGUAGGAUCGCACAGAAGCUUAUCAGAGACCGGCGGAAGAAAAGAGUACCUAAAAAGUCGAGUGACGUAGAAGAGCCAAAACUGGAGAAUGAAGGGACCAUACAAGGAGAAGCGAAUCUCAAUAUCGGCCCCACAGUGGCUGACAGGAAAUCACCUACAAGCAAGACCGCUAAACAGGACAAGUGGGAGCCCAUUCUGAGCACGGUGGACAACGUCCACAAAUACCGCUGGCUGAAGCACAGCGUGCACGGCGCCUUCCCCCAGUCCAGCCUGAUGGCUAAAAUCGUGGAGUUUGCGCUGAAAGAGGAGCCCCUGGACGUGGAGAAGAUGAGAAAGUGUCUCCUCAAACAGCUGGAGAGGGCAGAGGUGCGGUUGGAGGGCAUCGACACCAUGUUGAAGUUGGCCUCUAAGAGCUUCUUGCUGCCGUCGGUGCAGUAUGCCAUGCUGUGUGGUUGGCAGAGGGUCAUACCAGAAGCAACCAACAUCGGAGAGCCCCUUUCCGACUGCUUGAAGGAUGUGGACCUGAUUCCCCCCUUCAACCGCAUGCUCCUGGAGGUGACUUUUGGCAAGUUGUAUUCCUGGGCCAUCCACAACGUUCGCAACAUCCUGCUGGAAGCGAGCACCCGCUUUAAAGAGCUCGGGGUGCAGCCUGUUCCGUUGCAAACCAUCACCAACGAGAACCCCGCGGGACCGAGCCUGGGCACCAUCCCGCAGGCCCGCUUCCUUCUGGCCAUGAUACACAUGCUGUCGCUCAAGCAUGCCGCCAACAGCCUGAGCCUCCUCCUCAACUCGGGCAUCCUGGCCCUCACGCAGAGCAUCCUCAGGCUCAUAGGACCGAGCACCGACAGCAGCGAUGAAGAUCUGAGCUUGUCGGCGCACGGCGGCUCGGCCACCGUUCUGGAAGAGUCCAGGAAGGAGACGGUCCCCGCGCCCGUUCCCGCCUCCGGCCCGGAGCUGGCGGCCCUGAUGAAAAUAGGCACCCGGGUCAUGAGGGGAGUGGACUGGAAAUGGGGAGAUCAGGACGGUCCGGCACCGGGUCUCGGCCAGGUCAUCGGCGAGCUGGGCGAGGACGGCUGGAUCCGAGUCCAGUGGGACACGAGCAGCACCAACUCCUAUCGGAUGGGGAAGGAGGGCAAGUACGACCUCAAGCUGGCCGAACCGCCGCCUGCCGUCCAGCCUGCCGCCGAGGACUCCGACACGGAAGACGACGCGGAAGGCGAGCCAGUGGAAAAGAGCAGCCACCCAACUGCCAUGAUGCUAACGAGCACCGUCAACCUGCUCAAGACGUUAGCGCUGUCCUCUGGGAUCUACGCCGACGUGUUGCAAACGGACGCCACGCGCACCCUUUGCGGCCUCCUCAGGAUGCUCGUGGAAAGCGCGGCUAACGACAAGACGGGCUGUCACACUCACAGGCUGGUGUCCCGGGAGCAGCACAAGAGCUGGUGCACGCUGGGCUUCAUCCGCAGCAUCGCACUCAUGCCCCAAAUGUGCAGCACGCUGAGCACCUCGGCGUGGAUCGGCCUGCUCGUCCGCAUCGUGGAGGGCAACCACUCCUUCGGCGCUGUCACCUUGCAGCGACAGAUCCUCGCGCUGCGUCUCUUGCAAGCCGUGCUGCCCUCAUGGGACAAGCUAGAGCGCUCCCCGGACAUGAGGUUCCUGGUGGAGAAGCUGUUCGUUUUUUUAGGAAGCUUACUGAGCACCUGCUCCUCGGACCUGCCUCUGCUCCGAGAGGGUUCCCUACGACGCAGGAAGUCCCGCCCUCAGGCCUCUUUGACGGCCACUCACAGCAGCACGCUGGCUGAGGAGAUCGUCGGCGUCCUGCGUACCCUGCACUCCCUCACCCAGUGGAACGGUCUCAUCAACGAGUACAUCAACGCUCAGCUGAGCUCCAUCGGAGAUGUCAUGAUAAGCUGCCAGUCAGAAGCGAGUUUCCUGGAGGAGUAUUUCCCCGACGCCGAGGGGCCCAGGGUGGGCAGCCUGAUGGCGGUGCUGGCCGUGAUUGGAGGAAUCGACGGGCGCCUGCGGCUCGGCGGCCAAGUGGUCCACGAGGAAUACGGCGAAGGCACCGUCACACGCAUCACGCCAAAAGGACGCAUCACCGCGCAGUUUCAUGAAAUGCGCAACAGCCGGGUGUGCCUCCUCGGUCACCUCAAACCGUGUCCUGGGGUAUCCUUCAGCGUGCAGAACCUACCCUUCUCGGAGUCCAUGCUGGCGGUCUGGGCUCAGCUGGUGAGCCUGGCUGGAAGCAAACUGGAGAAACAGCGCAUGAAGAAGUGUCUCAGUCGAGGCCUUACAGCGGACCAGGUGGACAUCCACUUGCUGCGCUGGCAGCAGCUGAGGCUGUACAUCCUAAAGGCCGCGCGGGCGCUGCUCUCGCAUCAGGACAAACUGCGGCAGAUCCUCUCUCAGGCAGCCGUGGUGGACAUCGGACCCGACCCCGGCGAGGAUGCGGUGGUGUCGUCACCCGACGUUGGAGAGCUGUCUCCCGAGGGUCCUCUUCCCCCGAUGAUCCUACUGCAGCAGCUCCUGUCCGCCGCUACUCAGCCGUCGCCCAUCAAGGCCAUUUUUGACCGGCGGGAGAUGGAGGCCGCGGCCCUGGCGGUGUGUCAGUACCUGGCCGUGGAGUCGGCCCACCCGUCCUCCCCUCUGUUUGAAGAGAGCAGCUCCAGCGAGGCCACCACUCCCGUCACCGUGCAGCAGCACGUCCGGCCGCAGAAGAAGCACAAGACCUCGCCCGUCCCGCCUCUCCCCAUCGUUCUGCAGCUGAUGGAGAUGGGCUUCCCGCGGAAGAACAUCGAGUUCGCCUUGAAGUCGUUGUCGGGAACGACGGGCAGUGCCUCGGGUGUCCCAGGUGUCGAGGCUCUGGUGGGCUGGCUGCUGGACCAUCCAGACGUUCAUACCUCGGAAGUGUCGGACGCUGACACCGUGUCCGAAGAAGAGUCGGACGAGGAAGUGCUGGAGGAGCUGGAGGAGGCCGAGCCGACGUUCCCUGUGCCACCAGGCGCAGUGGUAACGGAAAGCCAGACGUUUAAGAAGCGCUCGGAUUUCCAGAGCAACGACGACUACGCCGUUUACGUCCGGGAGAAUAUUCAGGUGGGCAUGAUGGUCAAAUGCUGCCGAACGUACGAGGAAGUGUACGACGGCGACGUGGGCAAAGUGAUCAAGCUGGACCGCGACGGCCUUCACGAUUUAAACGUGCAGUGCGACUGGCAGCAAAAGGGUGGAACCUAUUGGGUCCGCUACAUCCACAUCGAGCUGCUCGGGUUCCCGCCUCAAACUUCGCCUUCGCAUAUAAAGAUCGGCGACAAAGUGAGGGUGAAGCCUUCGGUCACCACGCCAAAGUACAAAUGGGGCUCCGUCACCCACAGGAGCGUCGGCGUUGUCAAAGCUUUCAGUGCCAACGGAAAAGAUGUGAUCGUGGACUUCCCUCAGCAGUCGCACUGGACUGGCUUGCUGUCCGAGAUGGAGCUGGUGCCCAGCGUGCACCCCGGAGUCAGGUGCGAUGGGUGCCAGAUGUUCCCGAUCAACGGCGCCCGGUUCAAAUGCAGAAUCUGCGAUGACUUUGACUUCUGCGAAAACUGCUUCAAGACACGCAAGCACAACACCCGGCAUUCCUUUGGCAGAAUCAAUGAGCCUGGCCAGUCGCCGGCCUUUUGCGGCCGCUCGGGGAAGCAGCUGAAGAAGCACCACGGCAGCCAGCGCGGCAUGCUGAUCGACGACUGGUCGCGCGCCGUCAAGAGUCUCAACGUGUCGUCCUCCGUCAACCAGGCCUCGCGCCUCAUCGACGCCGGCGACCAGUGCUGGCAGUCGUCCGGCUCGCAGGGGAAGCAUUGGAUUCGUCUGGAGCUCUUCCCAGACGUCCUCGUGCAUCGGCUGAAGAUGGUCGUGGACCCAGCAGACAGCAGCUACAUGCCCUCCCUGGUGGUGGUAUCGGGCGGAAGCUCGUUGAACAACUUAACCGAGCUGAAGACCAUAAACGUCAACCCCACUGACACCGCCGUCCUGCUGCUCAGCGACUGCGCUGAGUAUCACAGAUACAUUGAAGUUGCCAUCAAGCAGUGCCGCAGCUCCGGAAUAGACUGCAAGAUCCACGGACUCGCCAUCGUGGGACGCGUCCGAGCGGAAGACGAGGACCUGGCCACGGUCCCUUUCUUGGCGUCAGACAACGAGGAAGAGGACGAUGACAAAACGGCCACUGGGAGUCUUGCUCGCAAGAAAUCCUCUGGAUUGGAGUCGUCCGCGACCAUCAGGACUAAAGUGUUUGUCUGGGGGCUGAAUGACAAGGACCAACUGGGCGGGCUCAAGGGAUCCAAGAUCAAGGUGCCCUCCUUUUCCGAAACCCUCUCUGCCCUCAACGUGGUUCAAGUCGCCGGUGGUUCUAAAAGUCUCUUUGCAGUCACGGUGGAGGGCAAGAUUUACGCGUGCGGUGAGGCCACCAACGGCAGGUUGGGCCUGGGUCUGACCAGCGGUACCAUCCCCAUCCCGCGGCAGAUCAGCGCCCUCAGCAACUACGUGGUGAAAAAAGUGGCCGUGCACUCGGGCGGACGCCACGCCAUGGCGCUCACCGUGGACGGAAAAGUGUUCUCCUGGGGAGAGGGCGACGACGGGAAGCUGGGACACUUCAGCAGAAUGAACUGCGACAAGCCUCGGCUGAUCGAGGCACUGAAGACCAAGCGCAUCCGAGACAUCGCCUGCGGCAGCUCCCACAGCGCCGCCAUCACUUCCUCCGGGGAACUGUACAGCUGGGGGCUGGGGGAAUAUGGCCGCCUGGGACACGGCGACAACACGACGCAGCUGAGGCCUAAACUCGUGAAAGUUCUUCUGGGACACCGUGUGAUCCAGGUGGCCUGUGGAAGCAGGGAUGCUCAAACGUUAGCGCUCACUGAUGAAGGCUCGGUGUUCUCGUGGGGCGACGGGGACUUUGGGAAGCUGGGUCGCGGCGGGAGCGAAGGAUGCAACAUUCCCCAGAACAUCGAGAGGUUGAACGGGCAGGGCGUCUGUCAGAUUGAGUGCGGAGCUCAGUUCUCCUUGGCUCUCACCAAAUCGGGCGUGGUGUGGACCUGGGGCAAAGGGGACUACUUCCGACUGGGACACGGUACUGACGUCCAUGUGCGGAAGCCCCAGAUGGUCGAGGGGCUCAGAGGCAAAAAGAUCGUCCACGUCGCAGUGGGAGCGUUGCACUGUUUGGCUGUUACUGAUUCAGGACAGGUGUACGCUUGGGGCGACAACGACCACGGACAGCAGGGCAACGGCACCACCACCGUCAACAGGAAGCCUACACUGGUGCAGGGUCUGGAGGGCCAGAAGAUUACCAGGGUGGCCUGCGGUUCCUCGCACAGCGUGGCCUGGACCACCGUGGACGUGACCACCCCGUCCGUGCACGAGCCGGUCCUUUUCCAGACCGCCAGGGACUCGCUGGGGGCAUCUUAUCUGGGCGUCCAGUCGGACAGCGACUCGUCGACGGCCAGCAACAAGACGAGCGGUCAGAGCAGCGUGAAGCCAAAUCGGCCGUCGCUGGCCAAGAUUCUCCUCAGUCUGGACGGCAACCUGGCCAAGCAGCAAGCCUUGUCUCACGUGCUGUCCGCCCUUCAGAUCAUGUAUGCCAGGGAUGCGGUGGUGGGCGCGCUGAUGCCAGCCAGCAUGAUCGUUCCGGCCGAACGCCCUUCCAGCUCCCCCGUGCCUCCGUUCGAUUCGUCAUCCUCGUCCAGCGUCAGUGACGAUGAAGGCCCUCCCAUCAUGCCCGAGAUGGAGGCGCCGGUCAGCCCCAAUCCCUGGCAAGACAAGAAGGGCGAGGUUCCCUCCUCCGAAGACGCCGUGACGCCGUCGUCCGCCAUCACUCCCUCCGCCUCGGGCGCAUCCUCGCGUCCUUUCAUCCCCGUCACCGACGACCCGGGCGCAGCCAGCAUCAUCGCAGAGACCAUGACUAAGACCAAAGAGGACUCUGAAAGCCAAAGCAAAGUGGUGGGUCCGGAGCCUCAGUACCUGGACGAAUUCUCCAGCCUGCUUGUGCCUGACGACACGCGAGUCAUGGUGGACCUGCUCAAACUGGCCGUGGCUUGUCGCUCCGGGGGGAAAGGCAAGGAGGUGCUCUCGGCUGUGAUGUCCGGCAUGGGAACGGCGUACCCCCAGGUGGCCGACAUGCUGCUAGAGCUGUGCGUCACCGAGCUGGAGGACGUGGCCACCGACUCGCAGAGCGGCCGGCUGUCCUCGCAGCCCGUCGUCGUGGAGAGCAGCCACCCGUACACCGACGACACCUCCACCAGCGGCACUGUCAAGAUCCCUGGUGCAGAAGGACUGCGGAUAGAGUUCGACCGGCAGUGUUCGACGGAAAGACGGCACGACCCUCUGACGGUCAUGGAUGGAGCCAACAGGAUUGUGUCGGUCAGAUCAGGUCGGGAGUGGUCUGACUGGUCCAGCGAAUUAAGGAUCUCGGGCGACGAGCUCAAGUGGAAAUUCACCAGCGACGGUUCGGUCAACGGCUGGGGCUGGCGCUUCACCGUGUACCCCAUCAUGCCUGCUGCGGGUCCUAAAGACUUGCUGUCGGAUCGCUGCAUCUUGUCCUGCCCCUCCAUGGACCUGGUGACGUGUCUCCUCGACUUCAGGCUCAACUUGGCCUCCAACAGAAGCAUCGUGCCCCGUCUGGCCGCGUCCCUGGCAGCUUGUGCCCAGCUCAGCGCGUUGGCUGCCGGAAACAGAAUGUGGGCCCUGCAAAGACUGCGAAAGCUUCUGACCACAGAGUUUGGGCAGUCCAUCAACAUAAACAGGCUGCUGGGCGACCCGGACGGCGAGGCUCGCGCCGUGAGUUUUACAGGCAGCGCACUGGCCGCCCUGGUCAAGGGGCUUCCCGAGGCUCUGCAGAGGCAGUACGAGUAUGAGGACCCCAUCGUCCGGGGAGGGAAACAGCUCCUCCACAGCCCAUUUUUCAAGGUGUUGGUGGCUCUCGCCUGCGACCUGGAGCUGGACACGUUGCCGUGUUGCGCUGAGACGCAUAAGUGGGCCUGGUUCCGCCGCUACUGUACGGCCUCCAGGGUGGCAGUAGCGCUGGAUAAAAGGACCUCCUUGCCCAGACCGUUUCUGGACGAGGUGACCAAAAAGAUCCGCGAGCUCAUGGCCGACCACGAGAGCGUCAACGUGCUCCACGAGAGCCACGAGCUGUUCAAGCGCGAGCACGACGAGCAGCUGGUGCAGUGGAUGAACCGGCGGCCCGACGACUGGACCCUUUCGGCCGGCGGCAGCGGUACCAUCUACGGUUGGGGGCACAACCAUCGCGGGCAGCUCGGCGGCAUUGAGGGGGCCAAGGUCAAAGUGCCGACGCCCACCGAAGCCCUCGCCACGCUGCGCCCCGUGCAGCUCAUCGGAGGGGAGCAGACGCUGUUUGCCGUCACUGCGGAUGGAAAGCUAUACGCCACCGGGUACGGCGCCGGAGGCAGGCUGGGUAUCGGCGGCACCGAGUCGGUGUCCACCCCGACCCUGCUGGAGUCCAUCCAGCACGUCUUCAUCAGGAAAGUGGCAGUGAACUCGGGAGGAAAGCACUGCCUGGCGCUCUCCUCGGAAGGAGAGGUGUACUCGUGGGGAGAGGCGGAGGACGGAAAACUUGGCCACGGCAACAGAAGCCCCUGCGAUCGUCCUCGUGUCAUCGAGUCCCUGAGGGGAGUGGAAGUGGUGGAUAUCGCCGCGGGAGGGGCGCAUAGCGCUUGCAUCACGGCCAGCGGAGAGCUCUUCACCUGGGGGAAAGGGCGCUACGGUCGCCUGGGUCACGGGGACAGCGAGGACCAGCUCAAGCCCAAGCUGGUGGACGCUCUGCAGGGCCACAGGGUGAUCGACGUGGCCUGCGGUAGCGGCGAUGCCCAGACCCUGUGCCUGACCGACGACGACAUGGUGUGGUCCUGGGGCGACGGCGACUACGGAAAACUGGGCCGAGGGGGCAGCGACGGCUGCAAAAUACCCAUGAAAAUUGAUUCGCUGACCGGCGUGGGCGUAGUCAAAGUGGAGUGCGGAUCCCAGUUCUCUGUGGCGCUCACAAAGUCGGGAGCCGUCUACACGUGGGGCAAAGGAGACUACCAUCGCCUGGGACACGGGUCCGACGACCACGUUAGGAGGCCCCGGCAGGUCCAAGGCCUCCAGGGGAAAAAGGUCAUUGCCAUCGCGACUGGAUCACUGCACUGUGUGUGUUGCACAGAGGAUGAAGUGUUCACAUGGGGAGACAACGACGAGGGCCAACUGGGCGACGGCACCACCAACGCCAUCCAGAGGCCGCGGCUGGUGGCGGCGCUGCAGGGCAAGAAGAUCAACCGGGUCGCUUGCGGCUCGGCCCACACGCUCGCCUGGUCCACCAGCAAGCCCGCCAACGCCGGCAAGCUUCCCGCGCAGGUGCCCAUGGAGUACAACCACCUGCAGGAGAUCCCCAUCAUGGCACUGAGGAACAGGCUACUCCUGCUGCAUCACAUCUCUGAGCUCUUCUGCCCCUGCAUUCCAAUGUUCGACCUGGAGGGGCGCUUGGGCCAGACGGGCCACGGACCCUCCCUGGGCUUUGACACCCUCCGCGGCAUCCUCAUCUCGCAGGGCAAGGAAGCGGCUUUCAGGAAGGUGGUUCAGGCCACCAUGGUGAGAGACAGACAGCAUGGACCUGUGGUGGAGCUCAACAGGAUCCAGGUGAAGCGCUCUCGAAGCAAAGGAGGCCUGGCGGGUCCCGACGGAACCAAGUCGGUGUUCGGUCAAAUGUGUGCCAAAAUGAGCUCGUUCAGCCCCGACUCCCUGCUGCUCCCACAUAGAGUGUGGAAGGUCAAAUUUGUGGGCGAGUCUGUGGACGACUGCGGCGGCGGCUACAGCGAGUCCAUCGCCGAGAUGUGCGAGGAGCUGCAGAACGCCCUGACGCCGCUGCUCAUCGUCACCCCCAACGGACGCGACGAGUCCGGGGCCAAUCGAGACUGCUUCCUGCUCAACCCCGCUGCCAAGUCGCAGCUGCACAUGAGCAUGUUCCGCUUCCUCGGGGUUCUGCUGGGCAUCGCGAUCCGCUCCGGAAGUCCGCUGAGUCUCAAUCUGGCCGAGCCGGUGUGGAAGCAGCUGGCCGGCAUGAACUUGACCAUCGCUGACCUCAGUGAGGUGGACAAGGACUUCAUUCCCGGCCUGAUGUACAUCCGCGACAACGAGGCGACGUCUGACGAGUUCGAGGCCAUGACGCUGCCCUUCACUGUGCCCAACGCUAGCGGGCAGGACAUCCAGCUCAGCUCCAAGUACUCGCACAUCACGCUGGACAACCGUGCGGAGUACGUGCGACUCGCCAUCAACUACAGGCUGCACGAGUUUGACGAGCAGGUGUCGGCCGUGCGGGAGGGCAUGGCCCGCGUUGUCCCCGUUCCCGUCUUGUCACUUUUCACCGGAUAUGAACUGGAAACCAUGGUGUGCGGGAGCCCCGACAUCCCGCUGCACCUGCUCAAGUCUGUGGCCACCUACAAGGGCGUGGAGCCCACCGCCCCGCUGGUGCAGUGGUUCUGGGAGGUGAUGGAGUCCUUCUCCAACACGGAGCGCUCGCUCUUCCUGCGCUUCGUGUGGGGGCGCACGCGGCUGCCGCGCACCAUCGCGGACUUCCGCGGACGCGACUUUGUCGUACAGGUACUGGACAAGUACAACCCUCCCGACCACUUCCUCCCCGAGUCGUACACGUGCUUCUUCCUGCUCAAGCUGCCGCGCUACUCGUGCAAGCAGGUGCUGCAGGAGAAGCUCAAGUACGCCAUCCACUUCUGCAAGUCCAUCGACACGGACGACUACGCUCGCAUCGCCCUGUCGGGCGAGCCGGCCGCCGACGACAGCAGCGACGACUCUGACAACGAGGACGCCGACUCGUUCGCCUCGGACUCCACCCAGGACUACCUCACCGGGCACUGACCUCCUGCAAGUUUAGCGAGGCGGCGCGUCCAGGUGGAAUUGUUCGUUUUUUUGUUUUUUUUUUUAUGCUCACAUUCCUGCAGGUUAGACGCACUCGUCUGUGUGAAUCUGUGUGUGUGUGUGUGUGUGUGCAACCAGCUGUGAAGCAUUAAGAGCUUAGAAGAAGAAGAGCCAUCCCGUGAUUGUUACAAUUUAUUUAUAUUAGAAUGACGCCUUUAGUGUGUCUGUACAUAAAAGUGGAUAAACGGUAGCUGCCCCAUUUGUCUUUUUGUUUUUGAAAAUAAAGAAUCAUUUAACAAAUGUAGUUGUUGCUCACAUGUCGGUCUACUGAAGUGUGCGUCAUCACAGUGUCUCCCCAUCGAAUGUGUGUACAUAACUAUACAGAAUUAAAUAUGACUGUGCCAUGUA